GCCGUGAGUUAAUUUUGUUUUGCCGUGAGUAAAGUUUGUAGUGCCGUGACUUUUUGUUUUGCCGUGACAGUUGUGGGCCACCGCAGGAAGGGGGUUAACGAGGUAGAAUAAGUUAACCAGGACAUCUCGUUUAUCAUACAUGGGACAUAUCGUCUAUCAUACAUGAGGCUGAUGUCAUGAAUAUCGUCAGCCACGAUGUCGACAUUCAAACGUUUAUCAUACGUCGGUUUUUUUUUGGCUGGCGUUAGUAUUGGUAUCUUUUGCCGGACAAGGCAAUUCGGAUGCGGGCUGCCAUCUGAGUGUCAUAGAGUAUUUUCGCUGAGCUUCGUUUCGGUUGCAGCUUCCUAUUUAUUCCUAGUAGUAGGACCGUUCUCACUAUCACGUGCUUCGUUAUGCAAUAAAUUUGGCGUUCUAUGGCAGCUUUCCUUCCUACCAAGCGUCGAAAGAAUCAGAAUUAUUCCAUAUCUUCUAAAGCACCAGCCUGGAUCAAACACACAUCGACUAAUCCCCGUUAGAGACGACUGUGUAGUUGUCGCUAUAGCACGGAAAUGCGGCUCAACUUCAACCAGCAACGUUUUCUGCAGGAAGAUCGAUCACAGCGGAAGUGGUGAAGGAAAACCCUUCCAGCUACGAAAGUUAGAGAACAGAUCUUUUUGGAGAAAUGAAGAAGUAAACAAUGAAGAACUCAAAGUUGGAUGUCUUCUGGAAUAUCGAGGUCGAACGUGCCGUCAGAGCCUCUUAAGGCCUAUUUACACGGCACGACUUUGUCGCAUGCGACAAGCUUACGACAGGCCUACGACAUGACUUAAGAGUCGUAAGCGAGUUGUAGGUUUGAUUUACACGAAACAAUUCGUGUCGUAAGCCUGUCGUAAGCUUAUCGCAUGCGACAAAGUCGUACCGUGUAAAUAGGCCCUUAGGAAGACUCUGCAAGCUGGGUAUACGUAAGCGAGAUGGAAGACAGUUCGUUUUUGUCAGAAAUCUCGGUAAAAAACCAUAGGUAAGCUUUCGCUACGACACCAACACUUGCAGUUGUCGGCAGAUUUUUGAGAAACUUACAUUGUCUCAGUGUCCUAGCAGAUUUAGACCCCCUGUUGCUGAUUUGGACCCCUCUACAAAACUUUCUGUUUUUCAAUUUUCUCUCUAUCAUGAAAUUAUUCAGUUUUGUUGGUGGGUGGGUGUGGGUGUCAAAACUUCACACUGUCACAUCUCAGUUCCUGUGAACAACCUGCAUUAAUUAUCUCAUAUUCUACACAUAGGAGGCAAAGUUCAGAUAAGCAACAACUACUUUUGGGAAAGCCCUUGAAAUAUGAUCAUUUUUUCUUGUUAAAUGUAUCUUCACUUAUUUGAAGAAAAGAAAUAGCAAUGUAUCUUUGGUUGGAGUCUGUUGGAGAUGAAAUAGCGUUUUGCUUUGUAUGUUGUUAAAGGUCACCCCACCCUCAAGGGAGAUAUGAUGAGCCAAUCUUGCCCUCGCAGAUCCCGGAUCCUCGCGUUUGUACACAGAUAUCUCAGACUGCCAUAGGGCGAACAUAAUCAGUUGCAACUCACUAGAAAGGAAUGUAUGACAAAAGAUUGUUUCAACAUCCAAAAAAAUGACUUUAGAGAGAGAUCAGAGCUUUUUUGCCACUGUUUUAUCAUAAAUGAAUAUCGAUUAUGUUGAUGCACAGGACGUGUAAGUUUUUGGUAGAGUUAUUAUGAAACAUGCUACAGAAAAACUGAUAAACUUAUCUCAUUAUGUCAGGUUGAUUGUGAAAUCAUCAUCACGUAAUGGUCUCAAUAUAUCACAAAAUUAGCCAUACAUCACCAGGAAAUAACUCAUUCAAGUAUUUUCAGCUGUACUUAUAUGUGUGCAGCCUGUUUUCACACUUUUUAAUGUAUUUAAUAAAUCAAUUACGACAUUUGAAAAUAUACCUCAUCAAAGGAGAGAAGUCGUUGUCACCAGAGGUUAAAUUCUUUUUCCAAGCUGUUGCCCUCUGAAAGGAUGAAAUAAGUAAUGAAAAACAGGAGGAAAUACCUUGAUCAAGUGAUGGUUUGAUGAGAAAAAUCCAAAGGCAACUCAUUCAUCAAGCAAGGUUUGAAACAAAGGGCAUGGCUUAUAGACAUUGGAACAACCUUCUACCAUAAAUUUCUUUUAGGUGAGUUGCAAUGUUUGCCCUGUGGUGAUACGAGAAAUCUUUACAUGAACAUAAGGACCUGGUUACUGGCAACUCAUUCAUUAAGCAGUUUUCACACAUGUACCAACCAAAGGAUUGUGGUUUGAAAUAGAGGGUGUAGCUUGUCAUUUAGGAAAUACUUUAGCAAACUGGCCACAUACUCAUAAAAUCCCACAGGUAGGAGUCAUGGUAAAGUUUGUAUCAUGACUCAUGAGUGGCCAGGUCCUAGAUCUCAGGUCCCAAACAUGGUCAGAACACAACCAGUACAAAAUGAUUGCUAGCAAUUAUUAGUAUAAGCAGAGUCAAAAAAGUUUACUUUAGAUCGAGAGACUAAAUAUUGAUGGUGAUAUUAUUUUUCUUAAAUGUAUAAUAAGUAAUGAGAGACAAUUGAGAACAAGUUAUAGCAAAAUUUUUAGACAACUUUUUUUAUUGGCUCAACCCAAACUUGCAGUAACUACAUGCUUGAUCCACUUUUACUCCAGCUUAUGUUCCCUUCCCAUCCCUUGGAGCAAGAGAUGAUAGGAAGGAGAAAGCCCUGAGAGGGAAUGAGGGUGUAGAGGUGCUGACAAUUUCUAUUUAUUAUAUUCUGUGGUACUAAAAAGAUGGACUUCUUUUUCCUUUACAGAAUGUGGAUAAGUUAUUACUGGACUUCUAAGAUGAUGAAAGUGUUUAUGGAGGACUUAAAGAGGCACAUGGAUAUGUCAACCUAAAGGUAAAUAACAUAAGGCUGUAACAUUAAAGAAAAAUUUGCAAGUGAAACAACCCCUGUUUCUUUAGUAUAAAGUUAUCAGAAGUAUUGCUAAACCUUAAUUCUAGUUAGGAUGUAUGUUAGUUCACUGCAGAUUACCUUCAGCCAGCAUCUUCUCUGUUUCACAGACAGCUUGUUGGUCUGAUGUAAAGAAAUCUAGACAGAUGUGAAAGUAAUCUUUCUGUAAGUUAGUACCCAACAAUAUAAUACAAUCACAAAACCAGGAUUGUAAUAACUGGAUUUUUUUGUCUCAAAGUCUAAUAUAAUGACCCUCAGACCACCUAUCAUUGGUAACAAAAUGUGACAAUAUUUUAUAACUUGUAUUUGCUGUUUUCAUUGAAAAAACAAAAACAAAAACGAACAUGUACCAUAUCAAUUGAUACUUUUAAUGUUCAUUGAAAUAGGUGUAUUGAUUAAUCUAUUUUUAAGUUAGUUAAAAAUGACUGUGGACUUCUGUCGUGACAUUGACUGUUAGAAACAGCACUCUAACUCACUGGUCUCUGACCUUGCUAUUAGUUAGGAUUGAGUGCGCUAUACCUAGCCUCAUUCAGUAAGUUUUUCCUGUUUGUUUUUUUCCCUCUUUUCAUGGAAAGGCUCACAGAUUUCAAGGCAUUUUAGAAAAACUUUAUACCAAACUUCACAUAGCACGUACCAGAAUUUACUUCAUUGGAAUAAGGGCUUUUACAAUUGAGAAUGAAAGAAUCACUCUGGAAACAAUGGAUAAAGAAUGGUUAGUUAUGGCACUGAACUGUCGAGAGAACCUUGUCUUAUCCACAGCAUCAGUUCAUUUGCAACUUGACAGGCUAAGGAAGGUUGCUGAUGAUGAUGGUGAUGAUGGUGGGGAUCAUGAGGUACCUGGUGUGGCAGUUGUAAAAUUUGAAGCUUGUGAAUUUACCUGUGAGGGACUGAUUUCAAGUGAGUGAUCAGCAUGAUAUAUGUACUGCAUAUUAUAUGGCUUCAUUCAUGACACAGACAAUGACACUGAGGAAAAAAGCGACAUUUUUUUUUUUUUACUUAUUUAUUUUUUCUUUUGUAUGUGGAAAUACCGGAAAAAACAGACAAAGACAACAAACAGAAUUUAUUUAUCUUAGCAAUUAAAAUACAUAUCUAAAACUCCCUACCCCAAAAUAGGGAAGGUAAUCAAGGUGGGAGGCAAACAAACAUUAAAAUAAAUUCUUUGAUAACAAUUUUGACUGAACAGAGGAAUGACCAAAAAAGCAACACUCACAAUACCUUUAUGAGUUUAGUGUAUUUGACCACAUUAAUAAUGAUUAUUUACAUAGUACUUACGUAAGUUGUGAAAAUAAAGCUUGAAUUAGAUACUGAUAAAAAUUAUUCAGACUUUAUUUGAGGAGUCAAAAUUAUGACCCCUGUGAAACUAUCUGUACAGUACUUUAACCAACUACUGCCAGUGAUUCAACUGAUAGCUAAUCAUUGCAUAAGGGUUGGAAGAUGUACCCAUCAAAGGUUAAACUAGCCAAAUGAAAGUAAUUGAUCAAUUUUACUUUGUUUUGAAUUAAAUUGAUAGAUAGCCAAUAUUCAUGACUCAUUAGAAUUUGUAUGGCCAACAUUUUAACAGAAUUAAAGGAGCUAAAUGAUCAUGCAGCAUUAUUGUUUUAUUUUCAAUGGGAAAAAAAACAUUAACACUGUCUUUUGGUUAAGUGUACUUUGCUUAAAAUUUACAUUUUUGCUUGAAGUGUAAUAAAUGACAAAAACACCUAAUACAGGUCACAAAUAUUCAUUAUCAUAAUGAUGAAAAAAAUCACAAAAAUUGUGAACAUUCUUUGCAUGAACAUUUUACAGUCUUACAAUUUUUUCUCUCCAAGACUAGCACAAUAAGCCAAAGUUUUCAUCUUUCUAUUUGUUUGUUAGAUUUCUAUUGUCUCUGCUUUUGCCUCUGCUUUAACCCUGUAUUAGUUGAAUACUCUAUCAGUCACAAAUUUUCAGUAAGUCCAAUUUUAGAACUAUUUGUGAAAAAUUAGUAUCCCCACAAAAUACACAUUUUUUCUUGUACUGUUUUCCAGGGUAUAAAGCCUUCAUCAUAUCAAGGGAUGAAGAACCAGUACAGAUACAGAAUGCGUGUGGCAAGGUGAUUCCAGUUCCAGGACAUUGCCGUGUCUUGUUUGACACUGGCAAUGAAGUAGCUACCAGCAUAUCCAGAGAGCUUCUGUUGGAGUUGAACCUGCAACCUGUUCCCAGCAAGAAAAUGAAAGUUAAAUUAGCAGGAAGAGGGUCGGGCCAGUUUGAAACAGUAGAAAUUAAUCUCAUAAUUCGAGGAUGCCCUUUUAAAGUGAGUGCAUUGAUUGAUGCAGUAGCUGAGGGUACUGAUCUUCUUGUGGGAAUGGAUAUCAUUCAGAAGCUGUUUGACUCAGGGUAUACUAUUGGUGACUGACCUAUGGUAUAUUUUAAGAAUUUCUAAAAUGAUAAUCAAGAUAAAUGGCCCGUUUCCACUAAAAUUUGAUAGAUUCAUUAAUUCAGAAAACAAAUAUUUCAUAUCUUUCUUUUAAAAAGUGUUCCUCUAAACUUGAUAGCACCUUUUUGCUCCUUGGAAUUGAAUUUGCUUUAUUACAUUCAUCACUUCCUCAGUAACACUGCCAAAAUGUAAGACAGUUAUUUUUAAAUUUAGCACUCCUACUGUUAUCACCUUGUGUAAGGUUAAUGUGGCGAGAUAUGACGCAAUCCUUGUCCAGUUACAGAACACACAACUCUGCAAUCACUGGCAAUUAUACCAAUGUAAUAAACCACAAAUACAGUAGCUCAGACAUGUCUUGAAAGUCAAUAUGAUGUAGUGCAUUGAGAAAUUUAGAACAUCUGUUUAUCACUUAAAAUAUACUUACAAUGUAAUUAGCUAAUAUCAUGCACAGUACAUCAUACUGAUGAUUUUUAUCUAGAGUUUAUUUAUUGUACAAUGUUAACCAUCGUAAUGAUGUAAAACAUAUUGCACAUUUGGG
Messenger RNA from Pocillopora meandrina, 5849 nucleotides. The record is from the annotation of a GenBank genome assembly. NCBI's taxonomy places the organism in Eukaryota, Metazoa, Cnidaria, Anthozoa, Scleractinia, Pocilloporidae.